Dreissena polymorpha is the source of this 4048-nucleotide messenger RNA. RefSeq names its product solute carrier family 35 member F2-like. Gene Ontology annotation, molecular function: transmembrane transporter activity. Gene Ontology annotation, biological process: transmembrane transport. The record is from RefSeq and is a predicted model, not a curated record. NCBI's taxonomy places the organism in Eukaryota, Metazoa, Mollusca, Bivalvia, Myida, Dreissenidae. Bases 1876 to 3111 code for a protein of 411 amino acids. Gene Ontology annotation, cellular component: membrane. The transcript is spliced from 9 exons.
UUGACUCUCAGCAAAAAUGGCAAAUAACGAUCGAAUUAACGAUGGAGAUCAUACAUUUUGAUGGGAUGAAUGAAAUGCCUGUGGUAAUCAACGAUGCAUAAAACGUUUUAGAUACCAAAAACAUAUUUAUUUGUAAUCUACUCGGUGGAUGUAUGUCACGUUAACGAGAGUUUGCAAAUUGUUAGCGUUCAGUUUACUCGCAAAGUUAAAACAUCUGACAAGAUUAUCGUUAGAAAAAAAUGGGAUAAGAUAAACAUGGUUUCAUUUAUAUGUUGGUGGAUCUGUGUAUAAUUGGAUUCAUAUGCAUUUAUUGCUUUAUUAUGCCCCCCUUCCAAGAAGAGGGGGUAUAUUGUUUUAGACAUGUCGGUCCUUCCAUAUGUCCGUCCGUCCACCAGAUUGUUUCCGGAUAAUAACUUAAGAACGCUUAGGCCUAUGAUCAUGAAACUUCAUAGGUACAUUGAUCAUGAGUCGCAGAUGACCCCUAUUGAUUUUGAGGUCACUAGGUCAAAGGUCAUGGUCACGAUGACCCGAAAUAGUAAAAUGGUUUCCAGAUGAUAAUUCAAGAACGCUUAUGCCUGUUAUCAUGAAACUUCAUAGGUACAUUGAUCAUGACUCGCAGAUGACCCCUAUUGAUUUUCAGGUCACUAGGUCCAAAGUCAAGGUCACAGUGACCCGAAAUAGUAAAAUGGUUUCUGGAUGAUAACUCCAGAACGCUUAUGCCUAGGAUCAUGAAACUUCAUAGAUACAUUGAUCAUGAUUCGCAGAUGACCCCUAUUGAUUUUCAGGUCACUAGGUCAAAGGUCAAGGUCACAGUGACUCAACUUAGAAAAAUGAUUUCCAGAUGAUUACUCAAGAACGCUUACGCCUAGGAUCAUGAAACUUCAUAGGUACAUUGAUCAUAACUCGCAGAUGACCCCUAUUGACAUUCAGGUCACUAGGUCAAAGGUCAAGGUCACAGAGCCAAAAACGUAUUCACACAAUGGCUGCCACUACAAUUGACAGCCCAUAUGGGGGCAUGCAUGUUUUACAAACAGCCCUUGUUAUGUUUGUCGUGCUGUACAGUUUACUGAAACAGCAUGGAACUCUAAUGGACAUUGCAAGGUAAAUAUAUUAAUAUUAAUUAAAGUAAGUUGAAUACAUCAAUUACUAUUAAAUGUGCUUGAUUAUAUUUUUCCCACAACUUCCUCUGAUGCGAUUACAUGUUUCUCCCAAAACCAGGUAUUCACGAAACGUUUUUGACCUUUUUUGCCUAAAAUGCGCGUUAAAAUACCCUUUUUGAAAGUAAUGCGCCAUGCCCCUUUGCCCUCCUGGGAAAAACACUAGAAGGAAACAAGAACUUGAAGAAAAGGAGAAGAGGCUUGUUGCGCUCGGGAACAUGACGCAAGAUGUUUGUGAUUAUGGCCUAUGGCAAAGUUGUGAAGAGGUGAAUGAAGGACUAGGAAGAUUAGAUACAGACUCUCAAAAGAGGAAUGCGUUUCAAGCUCAAUUAAGGUUUCGAAAAAAGGUCUUAAAGCAGAAACACAGUGUCAAACAGGUUUACAACUUUUCGCGUAAAGAUCAGCAAGGAAAGUACAUCCAACUUUCAGUGGCACAGCUACAGCAGAAUGUUUUUAAAUUGAUUCAAGAUACAGUGUACAUUGGCUACACCAACGCAUGAAAAACAAAGUACAUUACUGCAAUGACGCAAAUGUAAAUGGUUCAUUGCCUUAAGGCAUUUGUCAGCCAGGUUAAUCUUGUUCUAAAAACGCACUCAAUAAUCCCAACAGGGCAGAAAUCUGGUAAAAUAGAAUUGUAAAAUAGAUUUAGAGUCAUUAAUUGUGGAUGCAUGUGAACUUUUGUCGCGGUGCAUACAGAACAUCAGAAAGAUAGAAGAGAAUGGAUAAUGAAUCAGAAAAGCAAUACCUCGUUGUCCAAUAUGAACCAGAGCAAUAUACCCCCCAAAUUUCCAACAGAAGAAAUCUGUGUCCACUUGCCCUCAAAGUGUGUUGUUCAAGGUAUUUCCUCAAAGCUUUAUUUCUUGGACAGUUCAUCUCCCUGUUGCUGUGUGGCACAGCAGUGAGUACUGGUUUUCUUCAAGAGAGGGGCAUUAACAUUCCUACAGCUCAGAGUUUCUUCAACUACGUGCUGCUAUGUGUGGUGUUCACCACCAUUCUGUCCUGCCGCAAACAAGGGAGAUCACUCAAGGAGAUCAUGAAGUCCUGGGGAUGGAAGUACGCGCUCAUAGCCAUCGUAGAUGUAGAGGCCAAUUACUUGGUUGUCAAGGCGUACGCUUACACCACUGUUACAAGUGUGCAGCUCCUUGAUUGUUUUAGCCUAUUCAGUGUGAUGAUUCUGUCGCGACUCUGUCUCGGGGCUCGAUAUCGGGCCCAGCAUCUGAUUGGUGCUGUCAUCUGUCUGUUGGGAAUGACUGGUCUAGUGCUUACUGACAUACUAGUAGGCAAGAACGAUAACUCUGCGAGCAAUGUAGCCCUAGGUGAUGUACUGAUCAUUGUGGGUGCCAGCCUCUAUGGUGUGUCCAAUGUCUGUGAGGAGUACGUGGUGCGCACGUAUGACAAGGUGGAGUUCCUGGCAAUGGUCGGUCUCUUCGGAUCCUUCGUGAAUGGAAUCCAGUUUGCAGUACUAGAAGGGGAUGAAAUUGCCACAUUAGAUCUUACUUCAUAUGAAACUGUGAUACCCCUGGUUGUGUUCGUGGUCUGCCUGUUCACACUCUACUCAUGUAUGACGGUGGUGAUACAACUGACCAGCGCUACCACUGUAAAUCUUUCGAUACUGUCUGCAGACUUCUACACUCUGCUCUUUGGACUAUUCCUCUUCAACUACAAGUUCCACAUACUUUAUUUUGUGGCAUUUGCUGGGAUUAUACUUGGCGUGGCUAUUUACUCCAUGACGGGAACCAGUCCACAGUCUUUGCUGCAGCAGGCAACCAGUCUGGGACACCCUGGUGAAUGUGGUACCAGUGAAAACCUGUCUGCUGAUACUUGUAAGGGAAACAAUCUCGGGCACCCUGAUGAAUGUGGUAUUGGUGAAAACAUGUCUGCCAGUACUUGUGACAAGAUUCCUAGUGAAGUUGUCAUCAGUCAGACAGAUGGUGCAACUAACAAUAUCAACUGAUGAUAGCUAGUCAGUAGUCUGUGAUAUUUGUUGUUUAGUUUCAAUAAUAUUUUUUUCUUUAGUGCUCAAACCUUAAUUUUGAUAUAUUAAUUGCAUUAUUUCAAUCAAUGAUCUGCAUGAUUGAAUAUUGUAACAUUUAUUGUAUUAGGGCAGUUGAUAGAUGCUUCAAAACACUGUACAAGCAAAUCAUAUCAAAGCCCAAUGUCACAGGAACAUCAAAUACUUAAAAUUCUUUCCACAAUUUCACAUGUUAAUGACUGGGCUGGGUUGUGGGCACCAUUUAUUGACAUUACGAAAUUCACAAAUGAUUCGAAAUAGCACCAGAUUUUUAGGGUAAACUGACAUGAAUUUCUAGUCUUUUCUCAUGUAACUGUACAUGAAAAUACUAUUGUUUACCUUUCCUGAUGCAACACAAACCUUAGUCUCCUGCUGUAAUGAACGUUUUAUGUACAUGUUAAAGUUUGAUAUUUUCAUAUUUGAUGGUGUUGCGUAUGUGUAUUUUAUACCACAAUGCAGAACAAAUUAAGUGAAAUUUAAGACACAUACAUGUAUACAUAUUUCAGUAAAAUAAUGGUUGACUAAUAUUGUUCAUUUUUGUCAUGUUGGACUUGCUCUUUAGUGUAUGUAUUAAACGACCGGUAAUUGUGAUGCUGUUUAUUAUGUAAGCAGUUUGUGUAUGUAAACUAUGCAUAUUUAUUGCCGUUUACUAUUGUGUAUUUAUUUUACCCAGUAACAGUUGUGAAUGCAUAAACAGUGAAUUUGAAUGUAUUAUUUUAAAUUGUGAAAUAACAAUUAGUCAUAUUUGUAAGGGGUUUGCAUGUUUGUUGUUGUUAAGAAGUUGGGACUUAUACAUCUUGAAUUAACGGUACUGUACCAUAACAUAAUAUAUACUAUUGAAGAAAAUGCAUAACGCUUGUCAAAAAAGUAUGCAUCUUGA